Molecule: messenger RNA, 1677 nt
Organism: Venustampulla echinocandica
Lineage: Eukaryota; Fungi; Ascomycota; Leotiomycetes; Helotiales; Pleuroascaceae
Product: Sm-like ribonucleoprotein
Exons: 4
Coding region: 1-1677 (558 amino acids)
Biological process (GO): P-body assembly; cytoplasmic stress granule assembly
Cellular component (GO): P-body
Molecular function (GO): mRNA binding
Source: RefSeq, a predicted model, not a curated record
AUGUCCGAAUUCUUAGGAGCAAGAAUAUCGCUGGUAUCAAGGAGUGAUAUUAGAUACGUCGGUACCCUCCACGAGAUUGACUCGGAGAAGUCCACCGUCGCGCUUGAGAAUGUCACCUCCUUCGGCACAGAAGGCCGAAAGGGCAAUCCUGAUGAAGAGAUUCCGGCCUCUGAUAGCGUCUACGAGUACAUUGUCUUCCGCGGUAGCGACGUCAAGGACUUGAGGAUCGAGCAGCCCCCAGCCCCCACAGAGACCAAACCCCCGCAAGUCCCCAAUGACCCUGCCAUACUUGGUAGCGGAUCUCGUCCUACCCCACAAGCCCAAGGUCCUGCCCGUCAGACCCAACAAGGCCCGCCUCAGGGUCCUCCUCAAGGCGCUCCUCAAGGCCCUCCCCAGCAGCAAGGUCCACCACCUCCAGGUGUUCCCCCCUUCCCUCAACACCAAUAUCCACCACCAUUCUAUCCUCCUCCACCUGCUGGCUGGGGGCGUGCUGGCCCUCCUGGUCCUGGUGGCUUCCCUGGUAUGCCCCCUUAUGGUGCGCCGCCCGGCUGGUAUCCUCCCCCUGGACAGGGAUUUCCUCAGCCUCCCGCUUUCCCUUAUGGCUACCCACAAGGACCACCUGGACAGCAAUUCCAGCAAGGCCAGCCCCCUAAGCCAGCUCCAAUUGGUCCAGGCGCCAACAAACAUCCCGCCCAAGGCCAUGCGGCUCAAGCUGGUGAUAAGCAAGUUGAGCCAAAGGCCUCGGUUAAACCAGCUGAAAUGGCUGGCACCGCGGUCCAAAAACCUUCCACCCCUCUCGUUGCUGCGAAACCACUCCAAGGUGAGGUCCAGGCUGCUGUUUCGCAAGCAGCGACUGCGCAAAACGUGGCUACUGCGGCUGCCACAAAGUCAGCCCCAAGCGGACCCAAGAACAAUAAUCGCAUCCAACCAGCCGUACCUCUCCAAAGCCCAGCUGCAGUCAAGCAGCCACUUGCGAAUACUGGUAGUGCCUCUGCCGCAGCCGCCAACACGAGCUUGAAAGAUGCAACUGAGGCUGCUACGGCAGCUGUUGCAGCAGCAAUGGCAAAGCUUCCUCCGGCCGGACAGACGAAUGGAAGCGCUGUUGAUAACUUGACGAGAAAGGUUAAUGAAAUGAGAGUUGACCAUGCUGUCCGCGCACCACGCAACCCCACCGGUGCUGGAGGCUUUAAUACGGGCAGAGCACCUCGCGGUGCACGAGGCGGGGCACGGAACGCUGGGCAGAAAGUUGAAGUCCCGACUACGGAUUUCGACUUUGAAUCUUCCAAUGCCAAAUUCAACAAGCAGGAUCUUGUGAAGGAAGCCAUUGCCGGCUCGGAAUUGACGGAGACUGAGGCCGUUGCUUCCCCUGAGGCAGAGGUCCCAACUGGCGGUUAUAAUAAAUCUUCGUCAUUCUUCGAUAAUAUCUCAUCUGAGAGCAAGGACCGUGCUGAGGCGGGUAAUGCUAGACCAGGUGGGCGGGAAUGGCGCGGUGAAGAGCAGAAGAAGAAUGUUGAAACAUUUGGCCAGGGAAGUGUCGAUAAUGGUUAUCGGGGCGGUUUCCGGGGACGAGGCCGCGGACGUGGUUACCGAGGCCGUGGCUAUAAUGCAGGACAGCCCGGUCGUGGACGUGGAGGAUACCGAGGUGGUCGCGGGGACGCACAAACCACCGUGCAAUAA